CCUGGUAGUGGAAUCAUUCAUCAAAUUGUUUUAGAAAAUUAUGCGGCACCUGGGAUUCUUAUGCUCGGAACAGAUAGUCAUACUCCGAAUGCUGGAGGGUUAGGAAUGAUAGCAAUUGGAGUUGGCGGUGCUGAUGCUGUGGACGCUAUGGCAGAUAUACCAUGGGAACUUAAAGCACCUAAAAUUCUUGGUGUAAGGUUAACAGGAAAUUUGAAUGAAUGGACAAGCCCUAAAGAUGUUAUACUAUAUCUUGCCGGAAAGUUGACUGUUAGAGGUGGAACAAAUCAUAUAAUUGAAUACUUUGGCACGGGAGUCGAAACAUUAUCAUGCACUGGGAUGGCCACAAUAUGUAAUAUGGGAGCAGAGGUUGGAGCUACCACAUCCUUAUUCCCAUUUACUCCUAGCAUGUACUCUUACUUAACAGCAACUCGACGUCACCCAGUCGCUAAACAAGCACAGUCAAAUGCGUCUUUUCUAAGGGCUGAUGUUGAUGCAAAAUAUGAUCAGGUUAUAGAAAUUGAUCUAUCAGAGCUUGAACCUCAUAUUAAUGGACCUUUUACACCUGACCUAUCAACACCAUUGAGCAAAUUUUCGCAAUUUGUCGAAAAGAAUGGAUGGAAAGACGAGAUUAAAGCAGGGUUAAUAGGAAGUUGCACUAAUAGCAGCUAUCAGGACAUGAGUCGUGUGGUUAGUUUGGCUGCGCAAGCACUUGAUAAAGGCAUAAAGCCAAAGGCAAAUUUCUUCAUUACACCCGGUAGUGAUCAAAUUCGAGCAACUAUGGAGAGAGAUAAGCAGACUGCCAUCUUAGAGGAAGCUGGUGGUCGCAUGCUGGCUAACGCCUGCGGGCCUUGUAUAGGACAGUGGGAUCGAACUGACAUUGAAAAGGGUGAACAAAAUGCAAUAUUGACAUCUUAUAAUCGAAAUUUUACGAGUAGGAAUGAUGGAAAUCCAUCUACGAUGAAUUUCUUAGCUUCUCCAGAGAUUGUCACCGCAAUGACCUUCGCAGGCAGAUUAUCUUUCAAUCCGAUUACAGAUACUUUAACAGAUGGGGAUGGUAAACCAUUCCAGUUUUCUAACCCGCACGGAAAUGAAUUGCCACCUCAAGGAUUUGUUAAAGGAAAGCAAUCAUAUGAGCCAUCUCCAUCGAUAAAGGCUAAUCCAGAAGUCGAAAUUAAAAUUUCGCCGGACUCAAGUCGACUUCAGCUACUCGAACCGUUCCCAAUAUUUGAGGGCAAAGAAUUUCAUAACCUACGUGUAUUGUUAAAAGUGAAAGGUAAAUGUACGACAGAUCACAUAUCGGCCGCUGGGCCCUGGUUGAAAUAUAAGGGACAUUUGGAAAAUAUUUCGAAUAAUACGUUGAUUGGCGCCUUGAAUGCUGACAAUGGAAAGGUUAAUGUCGUUAAAAAUGUAUUGACCGGUGAGGAUGGCACAAUACCAGAAGUUGCAGCCUAUUAUAAAGACAAUAAUGUGUCAUGGAUUGUGGUAACUGAUCACAACUACGGCGAAGGAUCCGCUCGAGAACACGCGGCAUUACAAAACGAGGAGGAUUAUGAUUUAUUGUCAGGUGGAGAUUUUAUAUCAACUAUUGGGGUUAUUGGAUUAGCGCCGGGUAGGGAUGUGACAAUUAGGGUUAGAAAGGCUAAGAACGAAAAUGAGAAGAUAGAGGAAUUUGAUAUAUUGACCAAACACACAAUGUCAGAAGAGCAAAUCGAAUGGUUUUAUAAGGGGAGUGCAUUGAAUCAUAUUGCUUCCCUUCAGAGAAAUAAAUAA
This is a messenger RNA of Acaulospora morrowiae, 1770 nucleotides long. The record is from the annotation of a GenBank genome assembly. NCBI's taxonomy places the organism in Eukaryota, Fungi, Glomeromycota, Glomeromycetes, Diversisporales, Acaulosporaceae.